GUCGUUUGGGGGAGAGAGAGAGAGAGAGAGAGAGAGAGAGAGAGAGAUGGCUCUGAAUCCACAGCUGUUUGCGAACGGAAUGCCAGUUCCCUUCUUCAACGAGAUGUUCGUCAUGGCUCGCGAUGGCGUUGAGUUCCAAAUCAACCGCAUCUAUCUAGAUAGUGGGGGAAAAGUCAAGGCAAAGGGGAUGAUCUACUUGUCAAAUAUACGUAUAGUGUUCGUUGCAAAGAAACUGGUCGGGAACUUUGUGGCUUUUGAUAUGCCCCUGCUUUAUAUUCAUGGUGAAAAAUUCAACCAGCCAAUAUUCUCAUGCAACAACAUAUCAGGCCUUGUGGAGCCUGUAAUACAAGAACACCAGCCCAGGGCCAUCGACUCCAGUCACUCGUUCAAGAUAUUGUUUAAGGAUGGUGGCUGUGGAACCUUUGUUCCACUCUUUCUGAAUUUGAUUGCUUCUGUGAAGCAGUUCAACCAACACCCUGCUCACUCCACUGCCAACACUACACAUGUGGACCCUUUACAAGCGGCUCAAAUCCCAGUUGAAGAAAUGAUGAAGCAUGCGUAUGUGGACCCAAGUGAUCCAACACAAAUUUUCUUGCAGCAGCCCAAGCCAGAAUCUCAAAUGAAGCGGCAUGCUUACGAUUCCUAGUCUCUUCUAGUACUUGUUGGGAUCAGGCAUCUGUCUUCUGUAAAUACAUGUUCUCUGUUAUUUUUGGACAUAAAAAAGAGUAAAUUUAUUUGUCUUCUAUAAACAACUGAUGAUAAGCCUUCGUCUACACCUUUUUAACUAGUAAUCCAAGCCUUACUCCUCUUCUUCUUCUUCUUCUUCUUCUUCUUUCAAUCUCUAUCUUGGCCAGCUUCCCAUGAUCUCCAUCUGGAGUUACGCAUUCAUUUUGGCUUUUUGCUUCAACACCAAGAAUUAUUGAUGGAUUUAGCCACUGCUUCUGUUUAUGGUCAUAUAGUUCAAAGAGGAAUGCAAAUGCUUCAUAUGAAAUGGGUG
Magnolia sinica is the source of this 997-nucleotide messenger RNA. RefSeq lists its product as uncharacterized. The coding region runs from base 47 to 646 and encodes 199 amino acids. Gene Ontology annotation, biological process: positive regulation of DNA-templated transcription. The transcript is spliced from 5 exons. The record is from RefSeq and is a predicted model, not a curated record. Lineage: Eukaryota; Viridiplantae; Streptophyta; Magnoliopsida; Magnoliales; Magnoliaceae. Gene Ontology annotation, cellular component: nucleus. Gene Ontology annotation, molecular function: chromatin DNA binding; transcription coactivator activity.